CCCUCUGAGAUGCAGGUUAGCGGUGGGCAGCAUGGUUGCGAAAAUGACAACGCCAAACACUGCCGGUGCGAUGCGAUAAUCAGUGAUUUUGUGAUCCUGCAACUCUCCCGAGAGAAGACAGGGGAUUUACUUGGUUUACCCACGAAAGUUGGCACUUUUCAAACAUCUGGAAAACGCGGACGCCAUGCGACAUGACAGCCUCGUUGCAUACACAUUUCUUCUGGAACGUUUCGGAACGAGGUUCCAGGGAAUUCCAUCAAACUCCGCAUCACCUCGAGGCAAGAACGCGUCUUCAACCGCCUUCAUGCCGCGUGUUGGCAGUUGCUUUCUAUCUCGUUCCACGAUCGUAAUCCACUAUAACUUUGCCGCGCUAUCUCUCGAUACACUUGUCUUUCUCACUUCUAUCUCAUCUACCUGCUGUAUGUCACCAUGAAGCCUUCGGCAGAUACGAGAAAACCUUACACGGGCACAUCCCGCUCCCUGGUUUUGGCGAUUGAUGUGGGAACAACCUUUAGCGGGGUCUCCUAUGCCAUCCUUGAGCCGGGGGAGAUUCCCAAGAUCCAUGGUGUUACAAGGUUUCCCGGACAAGAACAUGUUGCAGGGAACUCAAAGAUACCGUCGAUCAUGUACUAUGAUAAGCAUGGGAGGGUCAUGGCAGCUGGCGCAGAAGCGGACUCAAGCUUUGUUGCAUCACAAGCGGAAGACGAGGGAUGGAUAAAGGCAGAAUUAUUCAAAUUGCGCCUGCGGCCAAGGAUGAUGAAGCUCAAUAUGAAUGGGAUGCGCUUGGGCCCUCUUCCAUAUCGCAAAACCGCCGUCCAUGUCUUCGGCGACUUCCUCUCGUACCUCUACCAAUGCACCCGGGCAUUCGUUGUGGAUACACAUGCCAAUGGUGCUGCGUUAUGGAAAGCUGUGGAACAUGACAUCCAGUUUGUGCUCUCUCAUCCUAAUGGCUGGGAAGGUGCCCAGCAGACGAAGAUGCGGUGGGCUGCAGUUCAUGGACAACUUAUUCCGGACACGAACGAGGGGAAGGCACGAAUCCGGUUUGUGACCGAGGGCGAAGCGAGUCUCCAUGCGUGUGUUUUGAACGGCCUAGCCUCCGAUGUACUUUCAGACUCUGGACAGGCUGGUUUCUUAGUGGCAGAUGCCGGAGGUGGGACUUUCGAUCUUAGUUCCUACACUAUUCUUGCACAGCAUCCGUUAGUGAUUGAAGAAAUCGCACCACCCGAUUGUACCACAGGCAUCUUUGCUGGAUCCGUCUUUGUGAGCAGGCGUGCCAGAGAGUUUUUAAAAGAGAAGCUGAAGAACUCUAAAUAUGGAACGCCUGACUCGUUGGACCACAUCACAAGGCGCUUUGAUGAAACUACAAAGCGCCUAUUCCGAGACAAGAAUGGUUCUCAGUUCAUACCGUUUGGUUCCCCCCUUGACAGAGAUCUCAGUGUUGGAAUUCGGAAUGGGCAGCUAAAACUAACAGGCGAAGAAGUCGCUGCGUUAUUUGAACCUUCAAUUCAGGCUGCCGUGGCCGCCAUCAAGGCUCAGAUAGUAGCUUCAAAGGGCCUCAUCAAGUCUGUGUUCCUUGUUGGUGGAUAUGCCGCAAGUUCAUGGCUAUCCACGCAACUUCAAGAAAGGCUCGCUCCUGAGAAGGUCGCUGUCAGCCGUCCGGAUACACAAACGUCCAAAGCAGUCGCCGAUGGUGCCAUUGGAUUUUACUGUGAUCAUCAUGUCUCUGCUCGAAUAGCGAAGUUCAUGUACGGCGUUGAAUACCUUCGAGCGUACAAUGAAGAAGACCCGGACCACGUCGCGCGCGAAGACAGGCUCACCGAAUUGCCUUCUGGACCCAAACUUCUCCCAGACGCAUUCGAUUGCAUCUUGGCUAGGGGCGUCAAAGUGAAGGAGUCGACCGUAUUCACCAGAAAAUACUGCACGGAACUCACGAAUCUCUCUAUGCUUUCGGUAUUUGAGGUUGAGAUAUGGUGCUACCGAGGAGGAGAUAUAAUUCCACAAUGGAUUCAGCGUCAUACAGAUAAAUUUUCUACGCUGUGUCUCGUCCGUGCCGAUUUGUCUCCGUUGAGUGGCAUAGUACAGUCGAAGACAGGCAGGGACGGAAAAGAAUACUGGACCAUUGUGUUCUCCAUUGAGAUACAUUUUGGUUUGACAGAGUUCAAAGCGCGUAUCAAAUGGGUCGAUAAUGUAAGUGAUUGAUUUUGUGCGUUGUUGU
This is a messenger RNA of Guyanagaster necrorhizus, 2215 nucleotides long. RefSeq lists its product as uncharacterized. The transcript has 13 exons. The record is from RefSeq and is a predicted model, not a curated record. Bases 430 to 2199 code for a protein of 589 amino acids. Lineage: Eukaryota; Fungi; Basidiomycota; Agaricomycetes; Agaricales; Physalacriaceae.